AUGGAGAUCCAGAGGAAUGUCUCAGAAUUCAUUCUUUUGGGAUUUUCGUAUGACCAGAACAUGCAAAUAUUUUGCUUUGUGCUCUUCUUAUUCUGUUAUGUUGCCCUGUUGGCAGGAAACCUUCUGAUCCUUGUCUCCGUUCGAUGCAGCCCUCUGUUUCACCAACCCAUGUACUACUUCCUCAGCCACUUAUCCACUAUGGACAUCUGCUACACCUCUAGCAUUACACCCAAAUUAAUUGCUGACCUGCUAGUGGAAAGAAAAAUCAUCUCCUAUGGUAACUGCAUGUUACAGGUCUUUACAAUGCACUUCUUUGGAAUGAUUGAAGUUUUAAUCCUUACAGUCAUGGCCUUUGAUCGCUAUGCUGCCAUCUGCAAACCUCUCCACUACCUACUUAUCAUGAACAGGACAAGGUGCAGUCUCCUACUCUUAGUGGCUUGGGCUGGUGGGGCUGUCCACUCCUUUCCUCAAUUUUUUAUGGUAAUCCGGUUGCCCUUCUGUGGUCCUAAUGAAAUCGAUCACUACUUUUGUGAUAUUUUUCCUUUGCUAAAGGUCGCCUGUAGUGAUACUUACAUCACUGGUGUUCUUGUGAUUGCCUUUUCAGGUAUUGUUGCCUUAGUAACCUUUAUUGUCUUAGUUGUUUCUUAUGGGACAAUAUUGUUCACUUUAAGAAAUCUCUCCGCUGAGGGAAGACGCAAAGCCCUCUCCACCUGUGGCUCUCACAUAAUGGUGUUAGUUUUACUCUUCAUGCCCUGUAUCUAUACUUAUGUUCUACCCGCAGAGAGUGAGAAUGGAUAUAAGGAAAUUUCUGUAUUUUAUACUGUGAUUGUCCCCAUGCCAAAUCCUCUCAACUAUACUAUGAGAAAGAUGGAGAUGAAAAUCUCCAUGGGGUAG
Zalophus californianus (California sea lion) is the source of this 894-nucleotide messenger RNA. RefSeq names its product olfactory receptor 4P4-like. NCBI's taxonomy places the organism in Eukaryota, Metazoa, Chordata, Mammalia, Carnivora, Otariidae. The coding region runs from base 1 to 894 and encodes 297 amino acids. Gene Ontology annotation, cellular component: membrane. The transcript has 2 exons. Gene Ontology annotation, molecular function: G protein-coupled receptor activity; olfactory receptor activity. Gene Ontology annotation, biological process: G protein-coupled receptor signaling pathway. The record is from RefSeq and is a predicted model, not a curated record.